UUAUUUUCCCUCUGAGGUCCCUCCCUGUCUCCCCCAUAUAAACCCCCAACUACAUUGUUUUCCUCACAACUGUUCCCACUGCCUUGUUGUGAAUUUCAUAUACAUUUUCCUGGAGUCAUCUGAUUUACACUGAACUAGACGUAACUGAGGGCUGUGGAAACAUGAAAAGCUACAUGGCUUUGGUCUUCUGUGUGGCAGCCUUGUCUGCAUGGAUGAUCACUGCAGAUUCCAAGGACUUAUCCAUCACCACUAUAAAGCAAGACCCAUACACCAUGAGCAAAGGCUCCGAGCUGGAGGGCUACUGCAUCGACCUGAUCUCUGAGCUCUCCAAAAAGGUGGGCUUCAAGUUCAAAGUGCACCUGGUGAAGGACAACCGCUACGGAGCCCUUGACUCAAGCGGCAACUGGAACGGCAUGAUUGGUGAGAUCGUCCGAGGGGAGGCUGACCUGGCUGUGGCCCCGCUGACCCUCACUGCAAUCAGAGAGCAGAGUGUGGACACGACCACUCCCUUCAUGCAAACAGGAAUCGGCUUCCUGCUGCACAAAGACAUGGCCUCUGAAGAGAGCACCUUCUGCCUGCUGUCACCCUUCUCUACUAACAUGUGGGUCGGUGUCCUCAUUGCAUUCCUGCUAACAGGUCUCUGCAUAUUCCUGGUGGGAAGGAUCAGCCCAGCUGAAUGGGCUGAGCCAGAAACAGAGGAGCACAACUUCACAUUAGUGCACAGCUUCUGGUACAUCACAGGAGCUCUCACCCUGCAAGGUGCUGGCCCCCACCCUAAAGCCCUAUCUGGACGACUCGUUAGCGCCAUCUGGUGGUUGUUUGUUAUACUGCUGCUGGCCUGUUACUUUGGCAACUUCAACUCCAUGUUGCACUCCAACAACAAACACGUCUCCAUUAAGACCUUUGAAGACCUCGCCAACCAGGACGCCAUCGAUUAUGGCACGGUCGAGGGUGGAUCCACCAUGCUUUUCUUUAAGUUUUCAAAGUACCCUGUGUAUCGGCGUAUGUACGAGCACAUGGAGCGUAAGAAGAGCUACGUGUCCAGUAUGGAGGAGGGCGUUCGCCGCUCCCAGGAAGGAAACUUUGCCUUCAUUGGUGAAGCAGUGUCCUUGGAUUUGGCAGUGGCUCGCUACUGUAAACUGACCCGUUCACAGGAAGUCAUUGCUAUGAGAGCCUACGGCAUCGCAGCACCUCUGGGUUCCCCGCUGGUCAAAAAUCUAACCAAAGCCAUCCUCCAGCUCAGUGAGUCCGGUGAGCUGAUGUAUCUGCGGGACAAGUGGUGGGCCAGCAGCUGCGUGGGUGCUGACAAGGCUCAGACCUCCGAGGCCCUGCAGCCCCACAACCUGCGGGGCCUCUUCCUCCUCCUGGGCCUGGGACUGGGUGUUGGGCUCCUGCUGGCCCUGCUGGAGCUCCUAUCCAGGGCCCGCAACCAAGCUAAGGAUGGCAAGAAAUCGUGCUGCUCAGUGUUGACAUCAGAGCUGAACUGGCGACUUGGCAGAGGAGGGGAGAGUGCGGAGCAAGAGAGUGCAGACAAAAGCAAAGCUUAAAAGAAAGGUUUACAUGUAAGCUUUUGAUGAGAUAGCAUCAGAGAUAAGAAAAAGCUAAGAGCCUCUGCCCUGUUCCAUUAAGCUAUCUUUCUGUUUCUGCAGUAACAGGCCAUGAGUUGUUGUCUGCUUUGUUGACUGUUCAGUGUUGUUCUGUCUUAUCAGAUUUCCCCAUCCCCACGCCCGACUAAUAUGCAUAAAUUUAACUUUUUGAAUUAUAAUAGUUUUGUAACAGUUUCUAUUUGUUUGUUUUUCCAAAUAAAUCCCCUAAUAUACCAAA
This is a messenger RNA of Dicentrarchus labrax (European seabass), 1824 nucleotides long. RefSeq lists its product as uncharacterized. Lineage: Eukaryota; Metazoa; Chordata; Actinopteri; Moronidae. The coding region runs from base 162 to 1547 and encodes 461 amino acids. The transcript has 10 exons. The record is from RefSeq and is a predicted model, not a curated record. Gene Ontology annotation, cellular component: AMPA glutamate receptor complex; dendritic spine; plasma membrane. Gene Ontology annotation, molecular function: transmitter-gated monoatomic ion channel activity involved in regulation of postsynaptic membrane potential; AMPA glutamate receptor activity. Gene Ontology annotation, biological process: monoatomic ion transport; modulation of chemical synaptic transmission; synaptic transmission, glutamatergic.